AUGGCACAAACUGCGGGAGUCUGUUCCUUUCUUGGUCGUCCGUGGACUUUGGAAGAUGUGAUAUCGAUCCCGUCCGAUUCCGAGUCUGACACAGAUAGUGAUGUCGAGGUGGUGGAACAAGAUGUCCCGCGCGUGCACUUGGUACACAAUCAACAUCCUGACGACUCGCUUCCUUCUAUAUCUGAGAUUGUGGCGUCACUGAUUAACGUCAGACAUGAUCCAACAGAAGCAAUCGGGAGCUCAUCUGAGGAUCUUUGCUUACCAGAUGAGUGGGAAAGUCCCAAUUCAUUAACCUCAAACUCUUCGAGAGAGGUGAUUUCCCCCUCAAUGGCUCUCGAGAGUCCGGGGGUCACCGCCGACUCUAACAUGUUGGUGUCUCCGCCAAUACAACAACAUGAUGAUGGAGCAAGCGUGGUGUGGCCCACUCCUAUCCGAAGACCUUGUGUCGUCUCAGCGGCCUCCGAGUGUUGUUCAGUGCAGUCCACAACUGCGUUGCCUCCGAGGGAUGAAGCACUGCACCAUGAGAAAACAGAUCCUCCCAGCCGAUCGGCGACCAGCCUCGUCCAGCCUUCUCAAUCGCAGAAUUGCAGUGCCCUGUUUUCAAACCGGUUCGUCCAAGCUCAUAGCAUCAAUAUUGGCCAUGGCCGUAUGGGUGAAGUAGUUCCGCGAAGCGACAACGAACUGCCCAGUGUAGCUCGACCCGCCUCAGUCAAAACACCUCCGUCGGGAUGCAGCCACCCAGUCUCGCAUCGAGGAGCUGUGAUGGAGGCCAUUCGGAAACACCAAGCCCCUGAUGAUAUUUUGCCCCUGGGUUCUUGCCCUAGCUCGUCGCCAACUGGCCAAGGACGGGACGACGAGCGCCAGACAAGCAUCGAUGCAGGCGGCACAGAGAGCCAGCCGGAUGAACCCUGCGAAGAAACGGAAAAGCGGCCAACUAGUCGUCGUGGUUCCGGAAAACCUUACAACCUUCGAACUCUCCCGCCCAAAAGGCAACUCACCGCGGAACAACAGGACGGCGGGAUUAACGAAAAGCUUAUGCCACAACGCAAGCGUCGCAGGCUUGUGUUCCGUCAGCCCAAGAAGCGUAAUUCACAGCAACGUUCGGACCGACGUUCGGACAUAACGCGAAAUCGAGAGACACGCUUGCUGAGGAGCACGACAAAAAGCAACGACAACGAGUCUGUUGCAAACAAAAAACGGCCUGUUCGUUCCGGUGUUGCCAGCCACGAGGCAUGGCCACUUGGCCAGCCGGUCCUAAGGUGCACCAGAGAGAAUGGCACUGCGAUGUUCCAGCUACACUUUACCAGUGACAUUUUGUGGAAUACGCUGGUUGCCCAGAACGAUCCAGCCCCAAAAGGUCACCAGACACCAAACAAACUCGAGGAUCGGAGACCUAAAGCCGGAAAGGUGAAAUACCCAAGUGUCUGCCGCGACGUUUACCGAGUGGAUUGCCUGCUUGCUCGGUGGAGGCGACACACUUUCCUGGUGAAAUGGUCUGAUGCCACCACGACGUGGGAGCCGAGAAAACACAUCAUAGACCAGGGAAUGCUGAAUAGCUUUGAGGCAAGUUGGCGAGGCUUUGACGCGGGCGUGGAUGUUUUGAAAGCCCGACAGAGAGCUGGAAGACGCCAACACCUUUUACGUUGGCAUGGUCGGCCGUCUAAAGAGGAUACGUGGGUAUCCGAUGAGUUUCUGAGUCCGCAGUUGAUGGAAAGGAUUGAAGCAAACGAAAGAAAUGGCCCUCAGUUUUGA
Metarhizium brunneum ARSEF 3297 is the source of this 1752-nucleotide messenger RNA. RefSeq lists its product as uncharacterized. NCBI's taxonomy places the organism in Eukaryota, Fungi, Ascomycota, Sordariomycetes, Hypocreales, Clavicipitaceae. The record is from RefSeq and is a predicted model, not a curated record.